AGCGGUGUCGGAGUGAGCGUGAUGCCGUUUCUGUCAGAUUAAGCAGCUAGUUUGACCUGAUGAAAUGGUUUGAGCUAUCGUUGAAACUGAAAACUAAAUCCUCCCGCAGCUAAAUCCCUCUUAUUGUUGUAGUCUGUGAAACGUGUUUGAUAUUUAACAGUUUCAAGCUAACUUUGCAAACUGUUCCCCUCCUCGACUUAAUGUACCCGUUAGCUGCUGUUCAUCUUCUUAAAAAAUGGACCCCACUUCAGCUGAGGUCCGGGCGGCCGUAGGUCAGUGUUUCAGGACGCUCUCGUCCUCCACGGUUUCUGAGGACAUCGUCGGUGCUCUCCGAACGCUUAAUUCUUUCCUGGACGAUGGACCGGAGAGCCCGGCCCCUCCAGCCCAGCGGGCGGAGUUCCGGAGAACUCACUACAGCCGCUCUCUUCGGUUUCUCGUGACCAACAUCCAGGCUGACUGGACGCACGGCCUCUCGGCCCCACAACGCGCGCAGCUGUGGGAUGGACUGUUCCUGGAAGGCCCUCCGGAGCAGGCCCUGCUGGUGCUGAUGGAGGCCAUUGGAGAGCUGAGAUCCAGCGCAGGCCUGGACCGGCUGCUCAGCAUCACAGAGGAGUUCCUCCAGCGGGGCCUCCUGGCGGAGCUGCUGGGGCGCCACUGUCUGCAGGCGGCCCCCGCAGACUCCCCCCAGCUCCGGGAGACGCUCCUGAGCCGGGUCAGCGCCCUGCCAGACAUCACCGCCAACACGUUAGGAGCCCACAGCAGGGCGGCGUUCCUCCCUCAGCAGUACUACCCGCUGCUGGCCACCGAGAUGCUGGCCGCGCUGCAGCGCACCUGCCUGGCACUCAGAGAUGGCACCGAUUGUUCUUUGUCUUUUGUGGCUCAACUAUUUGGGAAAGUGUGCAUCCAGGGACACAGUGGUGAGUUCUAUGCAUAUUACACAAGAAAAUACAGUUUUGUCGUACACACCUGCUCCAUCCUGAGGUUCUCUGUGCCCCCCCCCUCCGCCCCGACAGCCUCGGUUCUGGCAGUGAUGGCCCCUCACCUUUGCGUCCGGACGCGCUCUGACAUGGUGUGGCAGAGGGUCUGCUGGAAGCUGGUGGAGAGUGUUCCUGAGCGCUGGAUGGAGAGCGUGCUGACCGGGCUGGUUACAGCUGUUGGGGGACCUGAUACUUUGGGCAGGAUAAUUGGGAAUCUGGUGCUGACAAAUAAAAAGGCCCAGUUUGUUUUGACUCAUAAGCUGUUAUUACUCCAAUAUAAGUACAAGACACAAGUCUUGAGAACAAUUUUAGGUUACCUAGCGGCAGACAGGGAUCGAAGACCACUUCUUUCCCAGGUUGUGCGGUCGGUGUCGCAGGCCUGGGCUAACCCCAGCGCAGUGAAACACACCCCUGUGGAGCAGCAGCUCUACGUGAGCAGGGCCUUGCUGCUGAGCGUGAGCCUGCUGACGGACGGGGAGCUGCAGGAGCUCCGCUCAGACUUGCUCCAGUGCAUGCUGGGGGGCAUGCAGAGCCAUUUAGACAGCAGCGUGCUGCGGAUCAGGAACAUGGGCAUGGUGGUGGGCGAGUGCCUGAGCUCCCGCAUGGAUCUCAACGGAACCAGGCUCAAAUUUGAGUAUGAGCAGGAUGAAGAGACCCGAGAGCUGCUCGCUCUCAUGACCCCCAGCACAUUCAGCGAAGCAGAGCCAGAGCCUGGAAAUAGUGUCAACUCUCCUGUGGAGACCACUGAAAGCGAUCCAUCCACUCAGAGUACACUGUCAAAAAACAAGUCAGAAUCUCAGCCGUCAAAAGCAGAAGCAGACUCAGACCUCGACAGUGAUGACGAGCUCACUCCCUACGAUAUGUCUGGAGAUCAGGAGAUGAGUCAGGCAUCCCCACCUCGGUACCUCAGGGACUGCCUGGAAACUUUGAUCUCCUCUGAAGAUCCGGAGCGCGUGGAGCUGAGUCUGAGGGCGGCUGAGGCUCUGGUGCGGAGGAAUGUCUUUGCAGCGAGGGAGAUCAGUGUCCAGAUGACCAAAGUCCUUCUUCACAUGGAAGAUAAAUACAGCAUUUCUGGCUUUCUGAAUCUGAGGCAGUCGACCAUGGUGGCUCUCACCGUCACCGACUGUAUUCCUGUCACUCAGUAUCUAACCACAGAGUUUUACUCCUUGAACUACAGCCUCCGCCAGCGGCUCGACAUCUUGGAGGUCCUUGCCGCCGCAGCUCAGGAGCUGUGUGCUCCAGCCUCUGACAGGAGAGCUGCUCCCAUUGGCCAGGCUACCCCUCCGGAGUCCACCCCAUACCCGGGAGACAACCCCGUUCACUGGAAAGAAGUUGUAGAAAAGCGAAUCCAAAGCAAGACCAGACGGAUAUCAAAAGGCGUCGCCCAACCUGCAGAAAAGGCAGCUCCCAAUCGUUAUGCUCCUGUUGCUGGGUACUUCUUUUUUCCUCUGCUCAGGAAUUAUGAUAGGCCUCAAGUGACCUUUGACCUGCUGGGCAGUGACCACCUGGUACUGGGUCGGUUGAUCCACACUUUAGGGCUCUUAAUGCAUCUGGCAGCUAACGCACCGGUUGCUGCCCAAAUGGGUCGUGCUUUGCUGGACUUUGUGUGGGCAGUUCGGUAUCACGCUGACCAGAUGGUGAGACGAGGUGUCCUCUUCGCUGUCUGUUCCGUGUUUGUGAGCAUGCCCAGUCAAAACCUGCUGGUGGACCUCGGCGAUCAGUUGUUUGAGACCAGAACUUGGCUUGCAGAUGUGGCUGAAGGAGACCCCCAUGCAGAUUGCAGGAAUUUAGCCAUGCAGAGCUUGAUGCUGCUGGAGCGGACUUUGAAAAAACAGCUCCAAGAUCCGCAGGCAUUAAGUCUGGAAUCUUGAUCAGAACAACAACUCUCAGCGAAUUAAGUUUAAAAAUACGUGUGGAGGAAGAUAUUUGUACUUCCACCCACUCAUUUGACGUCAUAGGCGGUACGGUGCCGUGUUGGUGGUACUCAUGUCCCUGUGUUUGGUGGUACGGGGGGCCAUCCUGCCGGAUACGGAUAAUCCUGAUGAUUCACUGAAGGAUGUCCUUUUGGCUCAAGAGCUUCUUUUGCAGGUGUUUCAGAAUCCCAGAAUCCCCCCCUCCUCUUUAAAAAAAAAAAAAAAAGAUCCUGGGGCAUUCAGCAAAGCAGAGAAAAGAAAGUUUUGUAUAUUUAUGAUUUUGUAUAAAUGAACAUUUUUAUAUUUGUUUGCUGUAAAAUUUCAUCACCGAAAUUAUUGAGAGAAUAAACAAUGAAUGGAUACUUUUGUCCUAAACACCUAUUUUUGGUAAGGUUUAGAAAUUAAGCAUCCAGGAUGUUCUUUUUAAACAUGUUUCCUGUAUAGGUACUUCUAUAUUUUUUUUAAAAAGGAAAGGAAAUGCUACUACUACUGUUUCCUGCGGUCACUGUCACAGGAACAUGCAUCCGUUUGUUCCGAAACAAUGGCAUUCAGUUGGUUUCUCAUAGAUUCAAACCUGACGUCGUUCUAAAACAUGAAGCUAUUCUGAAAAACUAAUCCACCUCAACUUAAAAUAUGUGUACCUCUAAACAAACAUUAAAUAGGCAAUAAAAAUAAUUGGAGAUGUAAAAACCUGUGGCUUCGCUGUAAAUAUUUAACAUGG
Molecule: messenger RNA, 3611 nt
Organism: Menidia menidia (Atlantic silverside)
Lineage: Eukaryota; Metazoa; Chordata; Actinopteri; Atheriniformes; Atherinopsidae
Source: the annotation of a GenBank genome assembly